Lottia gigantea (owl limpet) is the source of this 798-nucleotide messenger RNA. RefSeq lists its product as hypothetical. The record is from RefSeq and is a predicted model, not a curated record. The transcript is spliced from 4 exons. The coding region runs from base 1 to 798 and encodes 265 amino acids. Lineage: Eukaryota; Metazoa; Mollusca; Gastropoda; Lottiidae.
AUGAUGUUUAAUGUUAAAAUGAUGUUGGUAGUGGUAUGGAUUGGUUUCUUACCGCUGGCUAGUUCUCGACCACAAUCCAAUAUGAUGAGAAGGUUGUUGGAACAACCGGUGUGUACUGAUAAUCCUGAUAUAAGUAACUCAGUUUUUAACCGUCAAGACCAAUGUGAUGGUGCUAAAAUUACAUGUCGAGAUGGAUUCCAAAUGGUAGUAGCAAUGCGGUGUGUGGACGAAACAUGGGUAUAUCAAAGACCAAUUUGCAAACCAGUUAAGUGUCUGUCAGAUCCAGAAAUAGCAAAUGGUGUCAUAGACUCUGAAUUAAGGUCCAGAGAUAUUGGAGUGGAAUACAACUUUACUUGUAACCCUGCAUUUACUAGGACUGGGAACAAAGGUGUUGUGAGAUGUACUGGAACUGGUGAAUGGGAGGCUGAUAUCACAUGUGAAGAUUGUUUCAAGUAUUCACCUGACAAAGGCAUUCCAAACGCACCUUUUAAUAACCAAAGAAACCUAAAUAGGUCUGCAGGUGACGAGGAGUGUGAGAGCGAUGACCGAUGUACCGCUACAAGACUAACAAUGUUCAGUUGUAGCCUAUUUGAUGCACCAACUAUAUUCGUAUCAACUGUUACAGAUGAAAGGCAAUGUAUUGAGAAAUGUUUAGACAUGGAGGAUUGUGUAAUGUUGAAUUUGCGGGGUGGGAAUGAUCUUUCAUGUUAUUUGUAUAACGUUACAGCUGACAGCUUGCCCGAAAAAAAUCGAGUAGUUAAUUCUACAUUCGAUUUCAUAGCAGAAAAAGUAUGUUAA